This is a messenger RNA of Eublepharis macularius, 4246 nucleotides long. RefSeq names its product SERPINE1 mRNA binding protein 1 (gene SERBP1). Bases 121 to 1491 code for a protein of 456 amino acids. Gene Ontology annotation, cellular component: nucleus; cytoplasm. The transcript has 10 exons. The record is from RefSeq and is a predicted model, not a curated record. Gene Ontology annotation, molecular function: mRNA 3'-UTR binding. NCBI's taxonomy places the organism in Eukaryota, Metazoa, Chordata, Lepidosauria, Squamata, Eublepharidae.
GGAAGAGAAGCGAGUUUCUUUGGGGGCCGGCCAUCUUGUGUGGGCAGCAGGCGAGCGCGCAGGGGGUGGGCCUGGGGCCUGGGCAGCAUCGGAGGAGGAUCCCGCCGAGAGGGGCCCAUCAUGCCCGGACACCUGCAGGAAGGCUUCGGUUGCGUCGUCACCAACCGCUUUGACCAGCUCUUGGACGACGAAUCCGAUCCCUUCGAGGUGAUCCAAGCUGCCGAGAGCCGCAAGAAAGAGAGCGCCGGAGGAGGGGGAGGCGGCGGCGGCGGGGGCCACCAGGGCGGUCGUGGAGGCGGCUCUGGGCAGGCGGCUCAAGCGAACUCCUCCUCAGGCGGCGGCUCGGGCCAGGCCGGCUCCGCGGGCGGGAGCGGCAGCGCGGCGAAGCAGCUGCGCAGGGAGUCGCAGAAGGAACGCAAGACCCCGCUGUCGCCCUUCGCUCCCUCCUCUGGGCCUGGCGGCGCCGGAGACCGGCGGGAAGAUGGAGGCGGGCAGCCUGGCUCCGCGCCCCUCCGGAAGGAAGGGAUAAGGCGAAUUGGCAGACGGCCUGAUCAGCAGCAGCUUCAGGGAGAAGGCAAACCUAUUGAGAGGAGGCAAGAGAGACGGCCUCCUCGUGAGCGGCGAUUUGACAAACCUGCUGAAGAGAAGGGUGAAGGAGGAGAAUUUUCUGUUGAUAAACCUAUUAUCGAUCGCCCAAUGCGUGGCCGUGGUGGUCCAGGUGGAAGAGGUGGUCGUGGUGGCAGAGGACGUGGCAUGGGCAGAGGAGAUGGCUUUGACUCUAGAGGCAAACGUGAAUUUGAUAGACAUAGUGGAAGCGACAGAUCUUCUCUUUCACAUUCACAUUUCAGUGGCCUAAAGCAUGAGGACAAGCGCGGUGGAAGUGGAUCACACAACUGGGGAACUGUCAAAGAUGAGCUAACUGAGUUGGAUCAAUCAAAUGUCACGGAGGAAACACCAGAGGGAGAAGAGCAUCCACCUGCAGAUUCAGAAAAUAAAGAAAAUGAAGUAGAUGAAGUCAAGGAGGAAGGUCCAAAAGAAAUGACCCUGGAUGAAUGGAAAGCUAUUCAAAAUAAGGAUCGCGCAAAAGUUGAAUUCAACAUCCGCAAACCAAAUGAAGGUGCUGAUGGACAAUGGAAAAAAGGUUUUGUUCUCCAUAAGUCAAAGAGUGAGGAGACAAAGGGGAUGACAGAGAUGCAGGGGAGUCAGCUGGAAUCCAAUGAGUCUCAUGCUGAAGACUCUGUAAUGGAUCAUCACUUCCGCAAGCCAGCUAAUGAUAUCACAUCCCAGCUGGAGAUCAAUUUUGGAGAUCUUGGUCGUCCUGGACGUGGUGGUAGAGGUGGAAGAGGAGGGCGUGGGCGUGGGGGAAGGGCCAACCGUGGAAGCAGAACUGACAAGUUGGUUAAGGAGUUUGAUGUGAUCCACGCACCCAACCAGUCAAGUGCUUCUGCUCCUGAUGUUGACGAUCCAGAAGCUUUCCCAGCUCUGUCCUAAACUGGAUGCCCUAAGCCAACCCUGCCCCUUGAUGGGCCCUCCUCUACAAGGCUUGCAUGCUUAAGGAUCCUAAAAACAACUAAGAAAUUUAAAAAAGGGGACUCUCAUUCAUACCAUUCACACCUAAAGACUGAAUUUUACCUGUUUUGAAAAUGAACUUCUCUUGCUACACAGAAGCAACAAUAUGGUAGUCAGUUUUGUAUUUAGAAAUGUAACAGUAGCAGGGAUGUUUUCAUAAUUUUUUUCGGAAAUUAUGCAUUCUUCAUGGAUACUUUUUUGUAUUGCUGCUUGAAAAUAUGCGUUUCCAAACUUGAAAUAUAGGUGUGAACAGUGUGUACCAGUUAAAGCUUUCACUUCAUUUUUUUUAAUUUAGAAUUUUAGGUGUUUUCCCCAGAUUACAAUUUUAACUCUUGCACACUCUUUCUUUUAAUACUGCUUAGCAGAUUUUUUUCUUCAAUCUAUGAUCAGCUGGGAUAUGUACAAAAAAAUUGGAAAAUUGUUAGUACUGUGUGGAAUACUAACUUCUGGAAUAUUUUGAGUUUUUAAUACUUAAAUCCAAACUUGGAGAAGUCCAUUUUCUUCUAUCUUUGGUAGCUUGUGUAUUCAAAGUCUUUAUACAAAAAUGAUAUUGGAUACUUGAAAAAAUAGUUAAAGCACAUUGCUUUAUACUCAGAUAUCUGUGUAUAAAGCCAGCACCUCUGUUUGGGUAAUUGGUCUAAGCCAUUCUAAAAAAGAAUUCUGUGUUACACCUCUCAUUCAUCCUUUCAACCUUAUUCUUUUCCUUCCACAAAUAUAGUUGUCUGUUUGGUAAAAGUUUGUUUAAACUUGCUAAUAUUGUUGCUACCCAAAAUAUCUUGUAGAUGGGAGCAACUUUUUUUUUUCAUGAUGUGGGAGGUUGGGAAGAAAGUGGCAUCUGUUUCUAAUACAGUUGGUUUAAACUACAUUUGGUAUUGUCUGGCAGUGUAGUAUAUCGACACAGAGAUAUACCUGCUUUGGAUGCAUUUAAACACUUCCACUAGCUACAGACCUGGUCCUAAAGAAGAAACCAAAGGACAUGGUGUACUACCUUGGAGGAGAAUUAUUUGACAUGUAAGUUGAAGAUUAGUGAGCAUCAAAAUGGGACAGCAGUUGUCUCCUUGGGACAUAACCAAAACUUUACUUUUUUGUGGUUUUUUCCCUCUGUUGCCUCUGGUCUCAGCUAGCUGACAAACGAAUGUUUUAUUUUCAGAGUGUGAUUGUAAGUUCUCCUUAUCACUGUAGAAUUCUCUUAAUCCCUGUGAACAGGAAUGUUACCACUUUCAAAACACAAGGAACUUGAGAAAAGCAAAUAAUAAAAAGGACUACUUAGGAUUUUUGACUGCAGCAUUUGUUAGGAGAUUAGAAUAGGAACAACCAUUUAAGGUUUCUUACUGUUUGAACCGCUUUUAGCAUUUGUGCUUUCUUAGUUACAGAACGAAGGACAAUACUCUAUUUUUUUUUUUAAAAGCUGUAUGGGAUGAGCAGAAGAAUUAGACAGUGGAAAAGUAAACUCACUUUGUGUUCAACUGGCUUAGAUUAUCUAAAUGAUUUGUAUGAACAUUUUUGUUUACGUAAGCAAAGGUUACUGUAUUGGAGUGGACUCUUGAUGCAUUCAGCUUUCAACACAGCCUGGAAGAAAGACGCAGAUUUUCAGUGUAUCAAAUAUAUUUUGCCCCAUGGGUGGUUUUAAGAUGAUAAGCAUUCUUUCAAAGUAUUUUGGACUUUUAAAUUGUCUCAUUUUAGAGGUAGUCAAUUUUCUAGGGUCAACAGGACCAUACAUUUUCAAUAGCCACCUUCUUUCCCUGGCCCCUCCAGUUUCACAUCUCUUAAUACAGAAUAUAUUAGAUGAUGCUGAUAUUAUCUGUAUCCUUAAACAUCUUAUCAUAUAUUCACUGUGCAAGUAUUCUCAUCUCCAAAGACAUACUUAAUCAGUAGUUCUUUGCUGUUCUGUAUGCUCCGAAUUUCCCAGGCUAAUAAUGGCUCUUUCCACCCCUUGUUCAGAAAAUCCAGCAGUCUUAUGUUAUGCCAACUAGAUGCUUGACACACAUCCUCCAGCUUGGCAUACUGUAACAUCCAAUAAGUUAAGGAAGGCCUUUUAAAAGUGGCCCAUUGCUGUUCCUUUAAUAGCUGUGUAUCUUAAAUUGUGUCAAGCUGUGAAACAAAAUACUAAUGUGUUAACAAAAUAAAGGUUUAUUUUCAUGCUCUUUUAAAAAAAUGUCACAAAAAGUUGGCAUUAUGAAUGCCUCUAAUGCCAAGCAUCUUGCAUAGUCUCUAGCCCACAAGUCCCUGGAUACAGGGACUGGUGCCUUUAUGCAUCCAUUAUCAGCAGUGGGUGUGGCUUUUGCAAAACUGUAUCUUCCCACCAUCUGUCUAGUAUUAGCUAUUAAUGACUCAUUUUCUCUUAAUUGUUUAUUCUGCCAUUACACUGCUGUAUUAAGGGAUGAGGCCUGUAUUUCUUUUAAUGGGUCAAUACCAAAUAUGAAAUGGUUGACUUACUUUUAAUGUUUGAGCAUGAAAGUUCGUCUUGUGCCAACCAACUGGCAUAAAUGUUACCAGAUGAAUGAAAGAAAAGUGCACAAGUCCUACUAAGGUAACCAUCGGGUUCAAACUAAUCCUGUUGUGACUGUAGGUCUUUCUGUUGGGAGGGAUGCUGCGUCAAAUGGUUGAUCACGUCUUGCCCAGUGAGAUUCACUUGCAUAUCAUACUUGUUGACUUAAUAAAAGUAGGACUUACGUUU